UUAGCUGGCUGCUACUGCUGCACACCAUGAAGAUCGUAACUUGGAAUAUAAACGGCAUAAGGGCCUUCAGAGGGGGGAUAAAGAAGGCGCUUGACUCACUGAACGCAGAUAUAAUCUGUGUUCAGGAAACAAAAGUAACAAGAGACCUGCUUGAUGAAAGAAGCGCCAUUGUUGACGGCUAUAAUUCCUAUUUCAGCUUCAGCCGUGGACGCAGCGGGUAUUCAGGGGUUGCUACAUACUGUAAAGACAGUGCCACUCCCUUUGCUGCUGAGGAGGGUCUCUCAGGUCUACUGACCAAUAAUAAGGAGGCUGUUGGAUGCUACAGUGACCACAGCGCCUUUUCAACUGAAGAGUUGCAGCUUUUAGACAACGAGGGACGAGCCGUCAUUACACAGCACAAGAUAAUGUUUAAGGACAAAGAGCAAACACUUACUGUAGUCAAUGUUUACUGUCCACGGGCUGACCCUGAAAAGCCAGAGCGUAAACAGUUCAAACUGCAGUUCUACAAGCUGCUUCAGUGCCGGGCCGAAGGCUUGCUGGAGGGCGGAAGCCAUGUGAUUGUUUUAGGUGAUAUAAAUACAUCUCACCAGCCAAUAGACCACUGUGACCCCAGUGAUGACGGUUUUGAGGAGAAUCCUAGUAGGAAAUGGCUGAAUGCCUUCUUGCACAGUGGUGGACAAAAAGGAGAGAAAAAAGAGGCUGAAUCCGGUGAGGAAUUUGAGGUAACAUCAAAUUCCAUCCACAGUGGAAAAUUCAUGGACACUUUUCGGUAUUUUCACCCAAGCCGCACUCAUGCUUUCACGUGCUGGUCCACCCUCACCGGAGCGCGGCAGACCAACUACGGUACGCGGAUUGACUACAUAUUUGCUGACUGCCAGCUUGUGAAAGAGCAGUUUGUGGCAGCAGACAUCAUGCCAGAGAUGGAAGGGUCAGAUCACUGUCCCGUGUGGGGGCAGCUGGGCUGCUCUGUCCUUCCCAACUCCAAACCUCCGCCUCUCUGCACUUGUUAUUUACCGGAGUUUGCAGGCAAGCAACAGAAACUGUCGCAUUUCCUCGUUAGGAUGGAGCAAAAACCAAUAGUGCCUGAUGAGAGCGAGGCCUUACCUGGUUCUCAAGAAGAAGAGGAGAGGCGAGAAAAUUUAAAUCCCUUUUGGAAAAAACGGUUCAUAGCAAACUCUGCUCCUCCACAGGGGAAGAAGAUGAAGUCAGUAAAGACUUCUUCACAGCCGCAGGGCAACCUGUUGUCCUUUUUCAAACCCAAGUUCGCAAAUACCGUCUCUCGUCCUGAGGACUCUGUUGGGCAGGGUCAAAAACCAGUGGACACAGAUGAGGUGAACUCAUCACAAAGUAGAGGACACACAUCUCCUCAUCCAGGCAGGUUCACUGAAGACACUGUGCCAGUCCUCAGUCGGUCAUCAGAGCUGUGCCCGAGCAGCAUCUCAGAGGAAAAUGAUCAUCAAAUGAAGACAGUCGCUGAACAUUUAAAGCCUGCUGUCGGACAGUCGGAGCCAAAGAAAGGGGCGUCAUUAGCAUUUUGGAAGUCUGUGCUUCAUGGACCGCCACCACCACCUUCCUGCAAGGUCCACAAGGAACCUUGUGUGCUCCGUACUGUAAGGAAGGAGGGGCCAAACAUAGGCAGACAGUUCUUUGUGUGCUGUCGUCCUCAGGGACACGCCUCCAACCCGGACGCUCGCUGUAAUUUCUUUGCAUGGGUCGACAAAGGGAAGUGACCUGCUGUAAGAAACAGAAUUUUUUAAGUUUAGAAAAACUGUCGGCUUGAUCUUGUUGAAGUAAGACCGCUAUAAACACCACUAUCACAUCAGUGACUUCAACAGAUCCCGUGAUACGUUUUGAUUAGCUGAAGAAUAAAGUAUUUUC
Thalassophryne amazonica is the source of this 1878-nucleotide messenger RNA. RefSeq names its product APEX nuclease (apurinic/apyrimidinic endonuclease) 2 (gene apex2). Bases 27 to 1730 code for a protein of 567 amino acids. Gene Ontology annotation, cellular component: nucleus. Gene Ontology annotation, biological process: base-excision repair. Gene Ontology annotation, molecular function: double-stranded DNA 3'-5' DNA exonuclease activity; DNA-(apurinic or apyrimidinic site) endonuclease activity; zinc ion binding. NCBI's taxonomy places the organism in Eukaryota, Metazoa, Chordata, Actinopteri, Batrachoidiformes, Batrachoididae. The transcript has 6 exons. The record is from RefSeq and is a predicted model, not a curated record.